AUUAGGGCUGUAUAAAACAGGAUUUCCUUUGAAUAAUUCAAAGACUUUGUCGUUAAAUGGAAUCAGUUCAUGGGGCAGCUCAGAGGUUAUGUAGCACAUAUUUCCCGCUGCGCUCUGUUGAAGACACGAGGCCGGAGGCGUCCGCGGAUCACUUCAGGCCACGUUUUUACGUCACCUGCCACCAUGUUGGAUCCGGAAGUGGGCAGAGUCUGCAGGAAUCUCGAGCCCAGCUGAACGUUAGCCGUCGGCUUCGCUCGAUCGGUCCACCGCUUUCCGAUUUUCACCUUUAACCUUCAGGUUACAUGCUGCGUGGCUCUCUUGCUGGUCGAAGUCGGCGCCUUUCUUCGGAUUUGAUCGUUUUUCGGCAUCAGCUAUGACUACUCUCACGCAGAGAACAUCGGGCCUCGUCCAGCGGCGGACCGAGGCCAUUCGCAGCGCCGCCGCCGAGAAGGAGAAGGAGUCCGGCGGUGAGGAGGACGAAGCGCGCCGCGGGGAGGAGGAAGAUGAAGACAAAGGGGACUCAAAGGAAACCAGAUUGACGCUAAUGGAGGAAGUGUUGCUCUUGGGCCUCAAGGACCGAGAGGGCUACACGUCUUUCUGGAACGACUGUAUUUCUUCCGGCCUUCGAGGCUGUAUGCUUGUAGAGCUGGCUCUCAGAGGGAGGUUACAGCUGGAGGCGUCCGGUGUGCGAAGGAAAAGCCUGCUGGCAAGAAAGGUGAUCUGCAAGUCAGACGCUCCAACAGGAGACGUGCUGCUCGAUGAGGCCUUGAAACACAUUAAAGAAACUCAGCCUCCAGAGAAUGUCCAGAGCUGGAUAGAGCUACUGAGUGGCGAGACCUGGAAUCCACUCAAGCUGCACUAUCAGCUGCGAAAUGUCAGAGAACGUCUGGCCAAAAACCUGGUGGAGAAAGGUGUCCUCACCACAGAGAAGCAGAACUUCUUGCUUUUUGAUAUGACCACACAUCCGCUUACCAACAGUACCAUUAAACAGCGCCUUGUCAAGAAGGUUCAGGACUCUGUUUUGGAGAAGUGGGUCAACGAUCCCCACCGCAUGGACAAGCGGGUUCUGGCCCUGAUUCUGCUGGCUCACUCGUCCGACGUUCUUGAGAAUGCCUUCGCCCCGCUCCAAGACGAACAGUACGACCUCGCCAUGAAGAGAGUUCACACUCUGCUAGAGCUGGAGCCCGAGAAAGAGAGCGCUAAGCCCAAUGUCAAUGAACUAAUGUGGGCCGUGGUGGCUGCCUUUACUAAAUGAAAGCACCUGAGUGGUUGGACUGAAAGGUGGUCUGUAUUAUUUAAUUGGUUGAAGGACUUAAUGAGACAGACUUCACUCUAAUGAGACAAUCUAUUUUGGUUGGGGAGCUUGUUUAGACAUCUCUUCUGGAUGAUAUUUUGGUGGUAGUCCAUAUUAACACACAGUCUUGAUUGGUGGUGGGCUUCACCAAGCUAACAGUGUGAUGGGGCUAAGUCUCUAAAAUGGAAAACGACUGGCUGCUUUCACACAAGUGAGGUACAUCAUCUGCCACUGCAAAGGAUAUACUUAUACAAACAUCAACACUACAUACAGGUGGGUUUCUAUUCGUUAGAUGACAUCGGAGAGCGCAGUAGCUGGCAACAGUAGUCAUGGUGAAUAUGAAGAUAUUGACUGGGGUCGAGUUUCUCUUCAGCGCAGAGGAAUCGUCAUCUCUUCAUCACUUCAAGAUCUCCAUACCCUGCCACAUGCUAAUGCGAGGACAAAGGAUGAGCAACGCUCUUUCUGCUCUCGCAGGUCUCCCGCUUCCACCUGUUCGUUUCCACUUGAAUUAAGAGCGCAUCUCUGGGUUACCAUUAUUACAGACUACCUGACUGUCAGAUUCAUUUUGUCCUUGCUUUAAUUUUUCUUUCCUCCUUUCCCCUCAAUGCCUCUUGAGGGGGAAAGAGGGGCUAAACACAAGUUCAGUUCCUUCAUCAGUAAGUGUGAGAUCAUUCGGCCCUUAUAGAGAUUUAAAAUGUGCAAUCUAACAAAGCUCUCAUUAGUUUGCUGGUUUUUCAAGGGUCCAUUCUGUGUCUAGAGAACGCAGCUAGUCUUCCGUUUCUGUUUAUGUUGCUGAUCGAUGCUUGGAGUAGCCUGCCAUUAAUUAACUAUUUUGCACAGCUGCUAGGCCUGCAGGUAGGUUAGUAUUUAUAGGUAUCUUCUUGGGUUGUGUAACCCACUUGUGACGAAGGGAUUUGAUGAUUAUAAACUUUAGAAACUAUGGUAAAGGAGAAAAAAACAACAACAAAAAAUCUCAAUCCAGCUCUAUAAAUAUAAAUUAUAUAAAAACAAAAAAUAAUUCCUUAGGUGAUUAAAAAAAUGCUCCUGCUACUUAUAUUUUUAAAUGUGAAUCAAGAUGUAAAGACGCAGGGGGUAGAAAAGAGUAGUGAUCGAAUUUGGAUAUUUAAAAAAAAAACCCUCCAUGACACUUACUGUGAUCAUUAGUGUUUACCUAUACAUAUUAAGGAAUUGUUAGUCAAAGUGGUUAGCUAUUUUAGUUACUACAAAAACAUAUUUUCUCACUUAAAACUAGUGGUAUGUAGACAUAGAAGUACUAUUUAGGUUUAACAAUAUUUUCAUUUCCCUGAAAAUUGACAAAGAUGAAUUGAAUUUCCUUUUGUCAUCGUAGUCAGUAUAAAAAACCAAAAACAAAACAGAGUCAGAGGCAAGUCUUGUGUAGGAGUUUCCACACAUGACUAAUCUACAGGCAUAACCUGUUUGCAUUUCCUCUGAAGAAAUCGUCCUGACAUGAUCAUGUGAUUUAUACUCCAGUUGUUACUUUUAGAGGUAAGUGAGAAAAUGUGUUGUGCAGUUAUGGAAAGUCAAGACUUUCCAUGUAUCUCAGCUUAAGUGUCAUUUCAUAAUUACAUGCUCUUUUUGUUCUGUUUAAUCAGCCCCUGUGGGCAUGUUGUAUGGUUUGAUACAUGGAAAUGAUGGCCGAGGUUACAUGGGGUCUUGAUGAAUCCCUGUUUAUGACUGAAACAUCUUAACAGCGUCUAAUGGAGAGGAAAUGAACUCCGAACACGCUUUGGCGCGGGUCUGGGAAAAACUUGUUUCAUUGUGAAAUUAUGAUUAUAAAAACACCAUUCUGGUCUGAUCAAUGUGGUCUGUGUAUGAAGUUACAUCGCCUGUUUUAUUUUGCCUUUUUUCUACCUGCACAGUACCAGUGGGUAUGAAGAACUGUUGAGACACGUUUACAGCAACAAGACCAUGCUUGUUAUCGGUGGAGGGCUGGGAUGUUUGUGGAUGUAGCUACGGAGAAAAUGGCUUCUAUGUAAUUAUUAAUCAUUUUAUGUGUACGGUCUAAUUGAAUUCAGUGAAAGGGAUCUUCUCUCCUAUCCUCUAUAAUUCUGUAUGCUUUUUGUAUUACCACAAAAAAAUAAACUAAGGAUCCUUUAAGUGCCUGAAUUUAUAAU
Molecule: messenger RNA, 3429 nt
Organism: Oreochromis aureus
Lineage: Eukaryota; Metazoa; Chordata; Actinopteri; Cichliformes; Cichlidae
Product: Golgi phosphoprotein 3-like
Exons: 5
Coding region: 374-1255 (293 amino acids)
Biological process (GO): Golgi organization; Golgi to plasma membrane protein transport; Golgi vesicle budding
Cellular component (GO): cytosol; trans-Golgi network; Golgi cisterna
Molecular function (GO): phosphatidylinositol-4-phosphate binding
Source: RefSeq, a predicted model, not a curated record